Molecule: messenger RNA, 2679 nt
Organism: Galeopterus variegatus (Sunda flying lemur)
Lineage: Eukaryota; Metazoa; Chordata; Mammalia; Dermoptera; Cynocephalidae
Gene: VASN
Product: vasorin
Exons: 2
Coding region: 58-2073 (671 amino acids)
Cellular component (GO): plasma membrane
Molecular function (GO): protein binding
Source: RefSeq, a predicted model, not a curated record
UGUCUGGGCCCUUGACCCCCAUCUCUUCUGUGCCUCCUCCUGCUUCAGGGACAGAAGAUGUGCUCCAGGAUCCCUCUGUUGCUGCUGCUCCUGCUAUUGGCCUUGGGGCCCAGGGUACAGGGCUGCCCGUCCGGCUGCCAGUGCAGCCAGCCACAGAUGGUUUUCUGCACUGCCCGCCAGGGGACCACAGUGCCCCAAGAUGUGCCGCCCGACACGGUGGAUCUGUAUGUCUUUGGAAACGGCAUCACCACUCUCGACGUGGGCAGCUUUGCUGGCCUGCAGGGCCUGCAGCUCCUGGACCUAUCACAGAACCAGAUCGACAGCCUGCCCAGCGGGGUAUUCCAGCCCAUUGCCAACCUCAGCAACCUCGUCCUGACCGCCAACAGGCUGCGCGAGAUCACCAACGAGACCUUCCGUGGCCUGCGGCGCCUUGAGCGCCUCUACCUGGGCAAGAACCGCAUCCGCCACAUCCAGCCCGGCGCCUUUGACACGCUCGAUCACCUCCUGGAGCUCAAGCUGCAGGACAAUGAGCUGCAGGUGCUGCCCCCGCUGCGCCUGCCCCGCCUGCUGCUGCUUGACCUCAGCCACAACAGCCUCCCGGCCCUGGAGCCCAGCGUCCUGGACACCGCCAACGUGGAGGUGCUGCGGCUUGCUGGCCUGGGGCUGCGGCAGCUGGAUGAGGGACUCUUCGGCCGCCUGCGCAACCUCCACAACCUGGAUGUGUCCGACAACCAGCUGGAGCGGGUGCCGCCUGUGAUCCGUGGCCUGCGGGGCCUGACGCGCCUGCAGCUGGCUGGCAAUACCCGCAUUGCCCAGCUGCGGCCCGAGGACCUGGCUGGCCUGGUCGCCUUGCAGCAUCUGGACCUGAGCAACCUGAGCCUGCAGGCCCUGCCGAGCGACCUUGUGGGCCUCUUCCCCCGCCUGCGGUUCCUGGCAGCUGCCCGCAACCCCUUCAACUGUGUGUGUCCCUUGAGCUGGUUUGGCCCCUGGGUGCGUGAGAGCCGUGUCAUGCUGGCCAGCCCCGAGGAGACACGCUGCCACUUCCCGCCAAAGAACGCUGGCCGGCUGCUCCUGGAGCUUGAUUAUGCUGACUUCGGCUGCCCAGCUACCACCACUACAGCCACGGUGCCCACCACGAGGUUCGCGGCAUGGGAACCCACCCUUCCACCAUCCAGCUUAGCUUCCACCUGGUUGAGUCCCACAGAGGUGGCCACCCAGGCCCCCAGCCCACCAUCCACUGCCCCCCUGACUCUGGGGCCUGCCCCCCCACCCAAGGACUGCCCAGCGUCCACCUGCCUCAAUGGGGGCACAUGCCACCUGGGGGCAGGGCACCACCUAGAGUGCCUGUGUCCUGAGGGCUUCACAGGCCUAUACUGUGAAAGCCGGGUGGGGCAGGGGACACGGCCCAGCCCCACACCGGCCACACUGAGGCCCCCAGGGCCCCUGCCCCUCAGCAUUGAGCCGGUGAGCUCCACCUCCCUGCGCGUGGGGCUGCAGCGCUACCUGAAGGGCAGCACCGUGCAGCUCAGGAGCCUCCGCCUCACCUACCGCAACCUGUCGGGCCCUGACAAGCGGCUGGUGACACUGAGGCUGCCUGCCUCACUUGCUGAGUACACGGUCACCCAGCUGCGGCCCAACGCCACCUAUUCCAUCUGCGUCAUGCCCUUGGGGGCUGGGAGGGUGCCUGAGGGCGAGGAGGCCUGUGGGGAGGCCCGCACACCCCCAGCUGCCCACUCCAACCACUCCCCAGUCACCCAGGCCCGCGAGGGCAACCUGCCACUCCUCAAUAUUUGUUUUUUUGUUUUGUUGUUUUGGUCAAAACUGCACUUACAAUCAUUGAAGUGUGUGCGGCGGGGCCGGGCUGCAGCAGCAGCCGCUCAGGGCAAAGGGCAGGUGGGGCCAGGGGCUGGGCCCCUGGAGCUGGAGGGGGUGAAGGCCCCCUUGGAGAUAGGCCCCAAGGCAACUGAGGGCAGCCGGGAGGCCCCACUCAGUGGGCCUGAAUGUGAGGUGCCACUCAUGGGCUACCCAGGGCCCAGCCUCCAGGGGCCCCUCCCCGCCAAGCCUUACAUCUAAGCCUGCUAGUGAUGGGGCAGCCAGCGCCCCCUGCUGCCAACACCAAGGAAGUUCUCAGUCUGCACCACGGGGACAUGUGCACAGCGGGGCUGUGUGACCGAAGCCAGUCCCUGGCCCUCCCUGAAUGUCAGUUGCAUCUGCGAGAUUCUACGACCCAGGUGAGGAGCUCUAACAUCUCCCAAGCCUCUGAGGAUGGCAUCUACCCCAUCCUCUGCAAUAUGCAAUCCCUGGGGUGGGGCGUGGCGGGUCCUGCUGUGCUGGUAACACAGGCCGGGGCCCUGCUGGGCUCCCCCACCCCAAGGAGACUUGGGGGCCAGAAAAGGAAGCGCCCAGGAAGAGAGCAGAGAGAGAGUGGGGUGGGGCACAGACCAUGUGGCCCCAGUCUCAGCCCCAGAAAAUGAAGGAACAAAAGAAACUGAAAAGGAAGAUGCUAUAGGAACAUGUUUUGCUUCCAUUGUUUUGUUUUUUAAAGAUAUUUAUAAAAGAUCCUUUCCCAUUUAUUCUGGGAAAAUGUUUUUCAAACUCAGAGACAAGGACUUUGGUUUUUGUAAGAGAAAAUGAUAUGAAGGCCUUUUGUAAGAAAAAUAAAAGAUAAAAUGAAAUGUU